CAAACUUCUCGCACUUCAUAGGUUUAUUAAAUACCGAUUAUACAGCGCGCUUGAUAAACGUCAAGGUCACACCGACAGCUGCGAUUUUCCGGGAGCCCUCCUUUGUAAUAGUUCCUCCCCCAGGACCAUGGACUUGUCUACGGUAGAUCUUGAGUCUUCUCGACAGAAAGCAGCAGCUAGCAAGGAGGCAGAGGCAAAGCAGGAGCAAGGCGAGGACGUCGUGCUGCUUUUCAGCUUACCGGGAGGCCAGAAGGCUGCGCACAGCUUCAAGGUGGGCGUGACGGUGGCGUACGUCAAGGCCUUCUUGGCGGAGCAGCACGAGCUGGAGUUCGCCAAGCUUAAGCUGCUCAUGGCCGGGCGCUUGAUGAUCGACCCGCUGUCGCUCAGCGACUGCCCGGGCGUGGCGCCGGGCAAGGAGGUGGAGGUGGAGGUGAACCUGGGCUGAGCAGGAGGUGGAGGAUGGGGGAAGGAGGAGGAGGAGGAGGGGGAACGAGAAGGAGGAGCAGCAACAGUAGGAGGAGGGGGGAGGAGGAGGAGAGCCGCAAGACUUGCAACCGUGGCGGGCGGGCCGGCUAGGCGGUCUACUUGCGGGAGUCUUCAGAGGUGGACUCAGCAGCGCACGUGGCCGUUGCGUUUGUUUACCUGCAUACUAUUGGGCACCACACGCGGGCACUCAUGUAGGGCCGCCAUCUUCCAGCGCGGUCGGGAUUUGCAGCCGCCGUGCGUGGCAGAUGCAAGCAGCACCGCAUGAGCUGAAUGGCGUUGUCCUGAGGGCCUGAUGUUGCGCGGGGUCAGAAAUCUAUGAAGUCCAGGCGCCAUGGUCCUUGGCUUGCAGCCACUCAGUGCGAUGCGGCGGCGCCUUGGCGUGUCGCGCCUAGGUGUUACUGCACGCACGCGGUGAUGGCAGGUGUGAGUGCGAUGGGACAGUGGUAAGGCAGGUUGGUAAAGUCCCGUAGGGUGCAGCUGAUUCCCAGACUCCAGCAGAUGGCAAACAAUAUGCAACGGCAGGGCAGGAGUACGCGGCCGGUCGAACGCCGGAUUUACUGUACCGACGAGUUGCUGGCUGGCUGGAAGUUUGCUGACGCAUAUUCCUCACGCUCCGAGCGCCCGGCCAGGCGAUAGCACCACACAGACACACCGCGGUGAUGGCAGGUGUGACUAUGUUCGGGGGUGAACGGGAAAUUAAUACGUAGGUUGUCAUACUAUAGCUGCUGGUCCUCGUGCCCGACACGCGGCCGCCGCAGCCAAGAAUGCCAGCGGUGCUUUUGGAUGUGCCGCUUGCGACUUCUGGAAGCGUGCUGCAUGCGGUUGGGUCAGGUCUGCGAGGCGUGAAAGCACGCACUAAGUUUGCUGUCGUCCCUGAUUACAUCGGUAUGCGCGCCGUUCUCGUGACACGUGAUGACGGCUGCUGCUGCUGCUGGACCAUGCGCUUUCAUGACACAGUGAUGUAUGGCGUGGCUGGGUGGGUGGGUGGCUGGGCGCGCGGGGACCUGGGCCUGCCUGGACUGGCCCGUUUUGCUCGUGGCCCAACUGACACAACAUCACUGAAACGCUUGCCUAGAUUGUGUAUUUGAAUCGGCUUUCCUACCCACAACGAGCGGCGGGAGGGGUGGCGAGAACUGGUGCGCAGGCCCCCAGGACUCGCGCGGCGCUGGCUCAUUAGCUGAUGAUUUCUUGCUAGCGACUGCUCACUCGCUUUAUUACUCCGGUGGGCGUUUCGUCUGUCCCACCCUAAAAGAUAUUCCUCCAUAAUUAUACGACUCGCGCGAGCAGUUCGUAAUUGCUGGCAACGCUGUGAAUCCUGGCGUCAACGCAGUCGGACCGUCCGACUCCGGCGAGGUCGGACUCCCAGCCGCCGCGCAGAGGUUCCAUUACUGGCAUUCAUCUGUUUAAGCCGAAACUCUUUUCAUCAUUAUCUUGCUGGGAUUUACGAUGUGGGUACAGUUGAGUAGUGCAAUUAAAGCACGCACAGCAAACUUGCCUUUGAUCACAGCGGACGACACCACCCGCGUGAGCAAAGAACGUCGUAACCAAACUAAUUGCAUGAAUUCAUAACAUAAUCCAGCCGUGUUAUGAUUGCGCGGCGUGCGUGCUCCGGGAGAAGCGCAAUCUUUACCUUCAUGUGGCAUUGAUGCACCCGGCGUGACAGGCGGAGUUACCCACGCACUGGCCGGAAGCAACGGUUCCGAU
Messenger RNA from Chlamydomonas reinhardtii, 2190 nucleotides. RefSeq lists its product as uncharacterized. The transcript has 2 exons. Bases 128 to 445 code for a protein of 105 amino acids. The record is from RefSeq and is a predicted model, not a curated record. NCBI's taxonomy places the organism in Eukaryota, Viridiplantae, Chlorophyta, Chlorophyceae, Chlamydomonadales, Chlamydomonadaceae. Gene Ontology annotation, molecular function: protein binding.